This is a messenger RNA of Porites lobata, 4571 nucleotides long. NCBI's taxonomy places the organism in Eukaryota, Metazoa, Cnidaria, Anthozoa, Scleractinia, Poritidae. The record is from the annotation of a GenBank genome assembly.
AAGAACGAAGAACUGACGUCACCGCUUUUCUGUUAUAAGAGAAAAAUGGUAAGUUUUAAUUGAAAAUAUAUUUUUGUUUCUUUUAACAAGAAAAGGACCGGCUUCUAAACAAUACAGUCCCUAGGAACCCAGAAGAGCGCGGUUUCCUAGUCCCUUUUCAGCAUGAGUGAUAUGAAGCUCUAACGAAUUUAAUGUUUUCCUCACCAGGAGUUCAAGAUGUUCCUUCUGUGUUUUGCCGUCCUUGUUGUUGCCACAUCUUCAGCCUCGGUUUGUAAGUGUGAAGACAAAAAGGUAAUUGUGCCAUUUUAGCCAUCCAAGUAACUGCUGUACCGCGUUAUAAAUCGGUUAUGCCACAUGUCUUUCCAGGGGAGCCUCAAUCAGUAAUUGCCUAUAAGGGGAGGUUCCGCCUGAAAGAAGCACCUUUUUCAGACUGUAGAACAUUAGUACGGGCCUUUUUGAGAACCCCCUUGUUAAAAUUAGCCGACAUUUGGCUUGAAAAAAGGGAGUGGAAAAUUGAUAUCCAAUGGCAAAUGAUAACCCUGGCUUUGCAUUUUACGGAGCAAAGAAAAACAUUGAGAUUCGAGGGAAAAAAAAUUCACUGUUUCCCGAGGAACCAGUCUUUAAGUGACUUGUUAUAUAACUGGAAAUUUUGAAGCUGGAAAUUCAUUAACCGUCGCUGCAACGGCGGUCGUCGGGCAACAUUCGUGGGUACAGUCUGUUACUCUCUGACGUCAUAGAUAUUGCAAUGAUGCCGUCCCACUCAGAGAUUUUGGAGGGAAACAGUUUCAUUGUUAGAUGUCAUGUGACCUCGAAGUAACCAAUGAGAGCGCGCGCUGUUCGGAAAAUUUUCCAGUCAAUGUUGACUGAUGUCUCUUUUGCUUUGCAGGAAACUGCGAACAAGUACAAGCUCAAAAUAAAUGAUGGAAACAAAGAUGUUGAAGAAAAUCUUGAAAUUGACACUGAGAAACAAACAGAAAUCUACCGCAUUCCAAAAACAGACUCCAGGAACGGGGGAGAAGUUGAUAUUGUUUACGACUACGAAAGGUAAAUACUUUUAGUUGAUGAAGUGCAAGUAAAGUCAAGUCAAUUCAAUUUGUAUUUAACUCACCCAGAAUAUUAAUACCAUAAAAUUAAAUAUAAAAAAAAGAUUGUGAAAAAGAAAAAAAUAAUACUUUUAGGUUCAUUGUGCAGAGUUUGGGACACCAAGAUAGUUCGUAAACUAACCGAGAAGGUGACCGAAAUCGAUAAUACGAGUAGAAGGAAUAUAGUGAAAAAAUAGUUGUUUUAGAUAAAAAGCAUUAAUCCAUUGAUUAAUAUUAGUAGUUAAAAAUGAUAUAAUCAUAAAACUUCAGGAAUUAAUAACACUGUUAUAAUCAUCAAUCACAGAAUUCUUGACAUUUUGACGAAAACUAGAAAACGGUCUGAUUUUCUAAAUAUCAUUAGAUAAAGAAUUCCAAAGGUAUGGAGUGGUGUGAACCGAUUUAACAAACAAAGGAGGCGUGUGUUUGUAUUUCGCGAUAACAAUAAGAAUAACGCUUAAGUUACUUCCAAUAAAACUUUUCUCCACUCGGUUUUAAAAUAACGAAAAACCAAGUAAACAUAAUUGCUUGCGUACAAUGUACUCUUUUCCUCGCCGACUCAUCUGUGCUCGAAAAUGGCGCAAAAGGGGAGGGGGGUCUGAUUGCGUAAAUUAAAAUGGUCCUUUAACAAUCAAGGAAAUGGCAGACAUACUGAGAAUAACGGUUCAGGGCGAGUUAAUCAUGAAUAAUUAUUUUAUUUCUCGUUUCAAACAUACAAAAAACAAUAAUUUGGGAAUCACGUUACAUGAGAAAAACAUUAUCGAUUCUCUUAAUUCACGGGAAAUAAGGGGACCGAUCACGAGUCACGAAAAUACCCUUACAAAUCAGUAUACGUAGUACCUACACUUAACACUUGUUCGUUCUUCUUAAACGGCGCUGGAGUGUGACUCUAGUCUAAGCGCUGAGUGACGAGAGAGAAGACAAGCGUGAUUCGUAGGUUGAUUUCCCAUCACGGGCAACCCAGUCGGAUAACGGUUUGGGUAUAAAUGGUAAGAUAAAUUCAGGACUACUAAAUUGCGUCCCAGAAUCGCCUUUAACAUUUGUAGAAAUCAGUUCCUUUUACCGUAAAACGGCCGCGAAGGCUUGAAACUGGUAUCUAAGUUAGCUUUUAAAGGAACGCAACACGAACUUCCGUUUGGAAUAUUCCGAAGGGCAAAACAGCACUUUUCCGAUGUUCUGUUGCUCCCGGAAAUUUUUAGCUGGAACGACUGCUAAAAAAUCGAGUUCCAUGUAAUUUCCAACUGCAUUUGUAUGAAACGGUAAACAACCAUCAUAUAGUUACAAUAUUGCCUUUGUUUUCCUUUCUUGCAGAACUUGACAUUGCACCGAAUCUCUGCCCGAAAAGCCUGUUUCCUGAGUAAAUUUGCUGAAAUUAUGCCCAGCCCUCGUGACCUUGUCAAUUUACUUGAUCAGGUAAUUCAACUGAGAUUAUUUGUCAGUUUUGUAGCGGUCUCAAAGGAACGGGGUUUAAUAAAGAUCUUAGCUUUCAGGGAAUGUUAAGUGACGAUAAUUUAUCAUCCUCAUAGGUUCAUUUGAACGAAUACAAUACAGUGGAACGGCGAAAUCUGAAAAUUAACAUUCUUCAAUUUUGAUUCCCACAGUAUUUCAGUGGGAAGUAGAAGUGAAUUCGUUUUAAUGUUGUACUUUAAUUUCGUUUCGAAACCGAUUACACCUUAAAUUGCUUGGGGAAAAAUAUUUCGACAACGACUAGGGGUUAAUCCCCCGAGUUCGGCAAACCGGGUACACUGGAAAAAAUCUAUAUGGCUGAUUUUGAUAACAUUCUUGGAAAGAGCUGUUCCUGCAAUGGCUUAACCUGGAACAGAGUCUCUGAGUAACUCAGAUAGUAUAAUAUUCACGGCUGAAGAGUGUCAAUAACAGGGAAUCUGAAACUUUCUUUUGUUAAAAAAGCGUAAAUGCUGAGAAAUUUAACUGAUUGCCUUAAAACCAAGAAACCAGUGUUAGUAAUUCCACGUCUGCUGUUGAUCUUCUUCACAGGAAAGACCCACUAUAGUAGACAGAAAUGAGACGAAAGUUGAAUACGAAGUCGUUUCCACCGUCACUGACCGCUCGGACCUGAGUGAUGAAAUGGCUUCUAUGUGUGCCAAGCUGCCCAUUUAUCGCAUCAAAAAAGCAACGCCGUUUUCGGUAGUGGUCAAACGUAAGUAUUUCACGUUAUAAUCUAAUCAUGCAAUCAAAUAAGUGUUUAGGACAUCAAAGUACCAUUCAUUAAGUCAUUGCUAAAAAGAAACACCAAACAAUUUUUGUCAGUCGAAUUUCACUGAACUGAUGUGUAUGAACUGCAGACGCUAAAUCAUAAAAAAAAGAACAGGUCAAUAAUAAAAGCAUUUACCCAAAAGUCUUCGUCCACGGUUUUUGCAGUUAAUUUAAUCCUUAUUUUUAUGCCGGCAUUAAUUUUUGUUUCGUAAAAGGUCCGACUGGGAUUUUCGUAUUCUUCAAAGCAAAUCUAGCCCAGCCAUCUAUUUCGCUACACCUACAGGUCCCUAACUUAGUCUGCGAAAAUCACAUUUGGCCUUUAGGAUUGAAGGGAAGUCUCAAAAUAAUAUAGCUAAAGCACAGUGCUCUAAGCUUAUGAAACACCUAGUUGUAAGGUGUGCAUAAAUGCAUGACUUUUUAUAUUCGUUAUGAUAGUGUCAGAUGUAUUUUGGACUGAUUUUGAUUAGAUUUUGAUUCUUGAUUUUGAUUUAGGGUGAAUUUGAACAGGCAAAAGUUCGGGGGUGUUUACAUGACACUGGGGCGACUUUCCCGCCAGCGCUAGUUUACUCCGUUUCCCUCUCGUGGCUCUAUAUUUGAUUGCAUGGUACAACCAAAAAAAUGUCAUGCCGGCACGAGUCACCCCGGCGUGAGUUUACUCCGGUUGUUGUACCGGAGCGAGAAUUUCACUCCCGUACGAAAUUUCGCAACGGUAUCAUGUAAACGCGAAACGACCACUCGUUUCGGUGUGAAAUAAGUCUGCCGGUAAACUGGAACGGGUAGCGCAUGCGUAGUUUUCGUCAAUUCAGGAUGGCGUCGUCAUCUUGGUCAUAGGACGACAAAAAAAUGAUGCAAACAUGUACGGGAAUUAUGAAAUCAAAAAGUCACCCCAGUAUGAAACUUGAGCCGGUGAGAGUUUCCUCAUGUAAACACUUCCUUAUUUUUUAACCAAAGUAAUAGUGUCAGUAGUGAAAGUGGAAACGAGGUGGGUUACUGUUUUCUUUAUUGCAAUAUUGUUAAGGAAAAUGUUUUAGCUCCUACAAUCAAAAUCUCUCAGAGCGUUUAUGAAAGAAAGUGUCCGUAGUUAACUUCAAUGAAAAUUGCCAGUUGAAUAAAAGGCUCUAGUACUUAUACAACAUACUUAUUUAUUUUCCAGGUGUGAAGCGUAAUCAUUGCUAUACCAUAACGGUCACAAAGACUGUAUACGUCACUCUAUAUGGUCUUCGUGGUUCUUACACUGUGAUUCGUACCACAAAAGUAACCAUCACAAGGUGCACAUAG